AUCCAAACGCCUUCUCUAAUCCUAAAUGUUUACGGCUGCCUCGAAGGUACGAUUGAGCAGCACCACUCAGCUAGCGCGGAGCAGCGUUCCCCGCCUGGCCGGUGCCCGUCACUGGGCGCGCUCCGGGCACAGAGCGGCUCCUAAAGCACCGACAGACAGCGGGACCCGAGGAAGCACGGGCAGAGCCGGUCCCCCCGGAGGCAGACGGGGGGCGCAGCCCGGCGGGGUCCGGUCCCGGCCGCGCUCGCACGGCCGGCAGCCCCCGCAGCUGCACGGGGCUCCCGCCGGCAGCCGGGUCACGUGUGCGGGCCGUAAUCCCGGCGAGGGGGUGUCGUUACCGGGGAAGGGGGCGGCGGGAGGAGGGGCUGCCGCCGAUGAGGGCUGAAGCCGGGAGCGCGGCCGGCUGCGGGCGCCGGAGCCGCGGGUGCCGCUGCGGGCGAGGUGGGGGCCGCGGCCAUGGCCUGGCCCUGCAUCAGCCGGGUGUGCUGCUUGGCCCGCUUCUGGAGCCAGCUGGACAAGUCCGACCUCUCCGUGCCGCUCACCAUCCACAACUACUCGGACAUCGAGGAGCAGGAGGACGGGCCGGCCCAGCGCGGCGGGCCCCCUCCGCGGGGCAGCGCUCGCCCGCCCGCCCCGGCGCGCCGCCCGCGGGACCCCGCCGCCGGCAAGCCGAGCGGCCGCAGGAAGAGCCGGGCGGCCGCCGCCGAGGAGCCCUUCGCGGCCGAGACCCAGUACCGGCGGGACUUCAGAGCGUGGCCCCUCCCGAGGAGAGACGACUUCCCCUGGGUCAGCGCCAGUAGCGGCGGCGGCGGCGGCGGGAGGGACGGGGCCGCCCCCCAGCCCGCCCCGGGACGCGCCGCCUGCGCCCUGCCCGGCGGCGGCGGGAGACCGGCGGUCGACGGCCUCGAGCAGCUCCGGCCGCGCUCGCAGGCGGACGGCGGCCACACCACCUCCUACAGACAAGAGUAUCGCCCAUGGACUGGAGCAAAACCAUCCAAGCCUAUAAAGUCAAAACAAGGUUUCAUUAUCCCAGAAGACCAUUUUGUUCAAGAGACAAGCUACAAGGCAGACUUUAAGAUCCCGGAGGUGAAGACCAGGUUCUCCCCCAACCCUUCUGCUGUUUUCCAGGCGCCAUCACGGAUCCUCAACGUGUGAACCUGGACCCUCCUCACACCCAGGCAGCUUAAACGUGGAGUUUCUGUUAAGAUGUAUCACUAUGCAAUUUUCAUGAGGAGUGUUAAGAUCAAAGACCCGGUGUUAUCAAAAGCAGCUCCAGUGAUUAAUGAUAUGCACACACACUUUCUGUUAACACGACAAACCGCAAAGCGCUUGGUUCAGAACUGGCAGAGCACGCUGCAAGGAGUGACCCAGUUUUUCACAGGAGCAGGUUCAUUACUAUGCCAGCUGGCGUCACAUUAGGAGAUUGACUUUGGGCAGCAAAGGCAGGAUUGCAGGCAACAUCCCUCCUCAGAAAUACACAGGGUAGGAGGGAAAACACUCGCAAGUAGGAUGGAUAAUUAAAACCCAAACCAGUUUUAUUUAGCAACACCCUCUAAGUAGGCCACUGAAAGACAGGGAGUAGUCUGGCUGACUUCUGAGCUUCUUGGGGGGUUUUGGGAGUAGGACCUCAGAUGGCAUCGCCAGAAAGCACAGCAUCAAAGGGGCUGGUCUGAACUUCCAAAGUUGUUUUAGAAGCUGGAGGAAGCCAGUGUCACUGAACUCUAAAAUAAAUCUGGCACAUGCAGUGUCUUGGGCCUUUAAGGCUGGCAAGCUGGAUAUUUCCAAAAUUGGAGAGCUGAUGCAGGAGCAAGGGAGGACUGAACUCCAGGAGAUAGCCCUGACAGCAGUGCACCAGACUGGUGGGGAGAGGAGUGCAUGGAUACAUCCAGGCACCCACCAGACUCCUCCAGAGGAUCUAAGAUACUUAUGUAACUUGUAUAGCUGUUAGGGUGACUGUAAAUAUUGUACAUGGAUUUUACCUAAAGCAAUUUGUGAUCCUUUAAUCAAAAGGAUAUGCUUAUACUUUUAAUAAAUGUUAACUCUUUGCAUAUGCAAGGUGGAAAAUAUUGCCUUGAAAUUCCUAAAUUAUCGCCUGUACAUUGGUAAUGCUAAUGCUAGGAACAACCACAAGCGAAUGUUACUUAGAUAUUCUUCUUAAAGAGAAAUGUAAUGUAGAAUGUAAGCCAUCUGUCAUUUUUAAGAUAGGCUGUUUCAAGUGUCAUUGUUCUGAAGCUGAUUUUUUUAGACUGCUGUGCAUUUAACUUUUGCUGAGGUACAUGUGUUUCAAGAAACCAUUUUUUUAGCCUUUGUUCAUAGAGACUUUACAAUUUCUAUUUCGAUAACAUGCAAUGAUUAGUCUACUGCUUAUUUAAUGGAUUUACUAAUUAUUUUGGACAAAUAAAUUGAAAAACUUUUAAUUUGCGUUUGCAACACAUGUGUUGUCCAGAACAAGGGAAACUAUCCUCAGACUUGAACAGUGAUCAGAUAUUCAUUAAUCUGUAAUAAAACAGACUUUUACACAGGAGGAUUUUUUCUUAACCUUCUUACUAGCUGAAGUCUAAGACAAAUUUAAUGAACUUUGGGGAUUCUGCUAAAACGUAUGCAUUGCUGAUAAUUCCCAUAAGAACAAUUUUUGAGCUGUUGGCAUGUGAAUUGUACUUGCAGUACAUGCAGACAGCAUCUUCUCACAGUAUUAUGUGAGAAUUUAAUGGUGCCAUCCCUGUUCUCUAUAGUGGGACCGAAUACAAAGCACCUGCAGGAAGCUGCAUUUGGCUGGGACAAGGGAUGGCUCUUCCCACACUCAUCCUUGGAGAAACCUGCAGAAAUCCCAGUGCUUGCCAAAAUAAUUUUUCAGGAAAUUCAUUUGAAGCAUUCAAACUGUGCUAAAAGAAGUUUUGCAUGUUAGAUGUUUCUAAGAAUUCAAUCUGCUUGUUUAAUCUCUUUAUAAUGUUUUUAAUAGUUUUGUUCAAACAAUUUAUGUUCAUUUCAAUCCUGGACUUUAUUAACAGCAAGGGAAAAAAAAGUAAAAAAGGAAAUUGUCUGUUAUCUCUUCUUAUUUGACUGUAUUUCUUAAAAAAAUGACCCAGGUUUAAACAAAUUGGUAAUAUAAUAAGCUUGUAUUUUAUCAAAUGGACUGGAUUUAAUUUAAUAAAUUAAAAUGUAUUUUGGC
Messenger RNA from Passer domesticus (house sparrow), 3169 nucleotides. It is a transcript of the gene MAP6D1, whose product is annotated as MAP6 domain containing 1. The coding region runs from base 457 to 1155 and encodes 232 amino acids. Gene Ontology annotation, cellular component: microtubule; cis-Golgi network; Golgi-associated vesicle. NCBI's taxonomy places the organism in Eukaryota, Metazoa, Chordata, Aves, Passeriformes, Passeridae. Gene Ontology annotation, molecular function: microtubule binding; calmodulin binding. The record is from RefSeq and is a predicted model, not a curated record. Gene Ontology annotation, biological process: regulation of microtubule cytoskeleton organization; cytoskeleton-dependent intracellular transport; microtubule cytoskeleton organization. The transcript is spliced from 3 exons.